GUCUACAUCACAUAUCAGUGUAACACAAAACAUUGGCAGGCAGCGUUGAGCUGGAGYAGAGAAACAACAACACAUCUAGCAGAUAACGGAAUUAUAUAAGUAUUCAAAUAUAUUGUCACCAGUAUAUUACCUAGUGUUGUUAAGUAGUUAAUUAAUGUAACUAAUGGUGCUGCGAUAGCUAACAUUAACCCUCAACAUUUCUUAGCUAGCAUAAGCUAGUUAGCUCGGAGCUAGCUAUAUUUGAUAAUUGUUGGAAAGUCUGGCAACUGGUAGCUAGGUUUCUUAUAACCAUGUGACUAGCUACAGUAAUGUUAAAUAUUAAUUGACAAACAAUUUGUUAACUCGACGUUGAAAUAUGUACGUUCAUUCAUCUUCAUUUGAUUUACAAGGCGAGCGAAAAUCUAUGUAUAAACAGUCUGAAAAUAGGUUCUUCAAAUGUGGUGAAAAGACAAGCCCUAUCAGUGUAAUUUUGGUUACUUCGGGUAGCCGAGGGAACAAAUUGCUCUUUAGGUACCCAUUUCAACGGGUUGCAGAUUGCACAUCAUCAUUCACGACAAAACAGCGAAGUCCAUAUGCAUUGAACACUACAGGAGAUGUUCUUGAAGACCCAGAUGGAGAUUCAAGAGAACAAACUCCACUAACUGAUGAACAGUUGGUAGCAGGGUUCUCUGACAUCAUCCUCGCCACUAUCUUGGCCACCAAGUCUGAUAUGUGUGGGAAGAAGUUUGAGCUGAAGAUAGACAAUGUGCGUUUCGUUGGGCACCCCACCCUCCUCCAGCAUCCUCACACCAUUCAGGCCAACGCCGACCCGUCAGUCAUCAGCUGCAUGCACAACCUGUCCCGGCGCAUCGCCAUCGCCCUGCAGCACGAGGAGCGCCGCUGCCAGUACCUCACCAGAGAGGCCAAGCUGAUGCUGGCCGUGCAGGACGAGGUCACCAACAUGACCGAGACUGAUGGCAGCCCUCAGUCACCGUUCAGACAAAUCCUUCCUAAAUGCAAGCUUGCCAGGGACUUGAAGGAGGCAUAUGACAGCCUGUGUACAACAGGGGUGGUGAGGCUCCAUAUCAACAACUGGCUGGAGGUGAGCUUCUGUUUACCUCACAAGAUCCACCGGGUAGGGGGMAACCACGUACCCCCAGAGGCUCUGGAGCGUAGCCUCAAGGCCAUAAGGCCGUAUCAUGCUCUGCUGUUGCUGGACAGUGAGAAGGCUCUGCUGGCCCAGCUGCCUUUGGAUUGCUCUCCUGCUCUGGUGCGCCUCAUUAAGACCUGCUCUGCAGUCAAGAACCUGCAGCAGCUGGCACAGGAUGCAGACCUGAACCUGCUACAGAUCUUCCAGAUUGCUGCUCACCUGGUGUACUGGGGAAAAGCCAUCAUAGUAUACCCUCUGUGUGAGAACAAUGUCUACAUGCUGUCCCCACACGCCAACAUCAGCCUGUACUCUCCAUUGGCUGAGGCGUUUCGCCAGCAGUUCCCAGGUUAUGACCUGCCUUCCAUGCUGGCCAAGUUCUCCCUUCCCCUCUCACUGUCUGAGUUUAGGAACCCACUGGAUGCGUCUGUGCAGGAGGCCCAGCUGAUCCAGAUGGUGGUGUGGAUGCUCCAGCGGCGCCUGCUGAUCCAGCUCCAUACCUACGUGUGUCUGCUGGUGCCCCCCAGUGAGGAGGAGCCAGGUCUGCUGCGGGAUGAGGAGCUCCCCCUGGUGACCCGGGUGGGGGGCCGCAGCCUCAGCACGCCCAGCGCACUCAGCUUCGGAUCYCCAACCAGCAGUGAUGACAUGACCCUGACCAGUCCCAGUAUGGAUAACUCCAGUGCAGAACUGCUUCCUGGUGGAGACUCUCCACUAAACAGGAGGAUGACCGAGACGUUAUUGGCCAGCCUGACAGAGCACGAGCGCCAGGUCAUCCUCAACAUCCCGGCUGCACAGAGCCCUGAAGACCUGCGCAUGUUUGCCAGGCUGCUACACUAUUUCCGAGGGCACCAUCACCUGGAGGAGAUCAUGUAUAAUGAAAACAUGAGGCGCUCUCAGCUGAAGACCCUCUUUGACAAAUUCAGAAGUGUUCUGGUGGUCACCAACCAUGAGGACCCUGUCAUCUCCCUCUUCCAGUCUCCUCUGGAAUAGAGAGAGUAGAGAGGUCUGUCAUCUCCCUCUUCUAGUCUCCUCUGGAGUAGAGAGGUCUGUCAUCUCCCUCUUCCAGUCUCCUCUGGAUUAGAGAGGUCUGUCAUGAGAUGAAGGACCCUUUCUGAAAUACCAGACGGACAGAAUGAUACAGACUGCUGCUAUACAAAGGCCUUAUUAUGGUGCUUGCUGCUUUCAGCCAACUGGAUAAUAUUGCAAUUUGAGGUAACUAAUAUACUGUACUCAUCUAUCAAUGCACUGAAAAAAAAAUACUGAUUUAAAAAAGCAUAACUGUCUGCUCUGCUUGGGGGAAUGUGAGUAAAUAUAUAUAGCUUUUAGAUGAUUUAAUUUGUCCCUUUGUCUCUUAGAUGUUUUACGUUCAAUGCCUUGUUUUCAAUACUACAUGAUUGAAUAA
Messenger RNA from Salvelinus sp. IW2-2015, 2528 nucleotides. The record is from RefSeq and is a predicted model, not a curated record. NCBI's taxonomy places the organism in Eukaryota, Metazoa, Chordata, Actinopteri, Salmoniformes, Salmonidae.